AUGGACGAACUAAAAGUGUACCAAAGGAGGGAGGAGCAUGCUUCCAGAGGCAAUGCCAUGGAAGAAAAACAAGUUCAGAAACAGAAUUUUUUGUUCCCACCCACGCCUGUAAAGCCCAUUACACGAAGGUCACAAAAAACCUAUGCUAGAAGAAGGUUGAAGAAAAAUUUGAGCCACAAUGGUUUAUUGAUCACUGAUUCCCAGUUGGACCUGGAGGAUUCUAAUGGGGUUUCUUUGUUUUCUGCUGCUCCAAGUUCUUCAGAGGAAAACAAGGGACUGAGUAACCCAAUUGCAGCUUUGCCCACAAAGGGAAAGAUUGUCUUGGAGUCUGAUGACACAAAUUAUGCUUAUAUGGACUCUGAGAAAACAAGCAAAGGUUUUCUGGAAGCAGAAUUGGCAGUAGAACACGUUGCAAAGAAUGAUAAUGAAGUUUUGACAAUGUGCGAGGAACAGCUCUUUCAAGGGAGCAGUGUAACUUCUCCAACUCCUCAGUCAUCUCCCAGUGCAACAAAUAGGAGCUCCUUUGACAGGAUGAGCACUUGUUUCUCUCAAGUUGUGCAAUCUCAUAUUGAUGCAGAAAAGCCAAAGGAGCCAAUUGGAGAUAUGUUGCCUAGUGUAGAGCUGUGGCUUGGUCCUGCUGCCAUCCCAGAUUCCAUGUCACAAUGCAAAUCCGGUAAGGAUUCUCUUGAAGCGGAUUUAUUUUAUUUCAUUUAA
Molecule: messenger RNA, 714 nt
Organism: Prunus armeniaca (apricot)
Lineage: Eukaryota; Viridiplantae; Streptophyta; Magnoliopsida; Rosales; Rosaceae
Source: the annotation of a GenBank genome assembly